Chaetomium fimeti is the source of this 2358-nucleotide messenger RNA. RefSeq lists its product as uncharacterized. The transcript is spliced from 2 exons. NCBI's taxonomy places the organism in Eukaryota, Fungi, Ascomycota, Sordariomycetes, Sordariales, Chaetomiaceae. The record is from RefSeq and is a predicted model, not a curated record. The coding region runs from base 1 to 2358 and encodes 785 amino acids.
AUGUCCCAACGUCCGGAAUUUGGACCGCCACAGUUCUUGCGCAUGGUUGCCGUGGGACUGCAGGCCCUGACGGUGGCGUGCCUCGCCUCAUGGCUUGUGCUAUUCCACGGUCGCCGAGCGCCCCCCGAAGGCGCCCAGUCUCAUGAACGCGCGAAGAACGAAGCAUUGACAACGGAAGGGGACGACGAGACGGCCAACCAGCUUGUCUGGAUCGGGAACGAGACCAACACCGCCGAUGAACCUGUACCCUUCAACAGGGAUCCAUUCAGCCUCCUACACUUCCGCGUCCGCCUCCCUGCCGGUCACAACAGCGAGCCGAGCUCUGGGCCACACGCUCAGCCGGUCGAGCUCGUUUUCCACUCUUCUUGGUCGCUCACCCCAGACGCCAUCUCGCUUCACAUCAGCAGCGAUGGUGUUUCUGCGUUCCAUGGUAGCUAUCUACGCCAGUAUCCUUUGUAUGACCGAGACCACUCCGGAAACGUCGCAGUCCGCGACGCAGGCACGAUUCAGGUGUGUUCUCCAUAUAUCGCCAAAGAGAAUGUGACGAAACGGCGUAUGGAGACCUUGCGUCUGGUCAUCAUCGCUACCGUGUUGUCGUUUGUAAGCAUCACUCUGGGAGUCGCCGACACGUUUACUCGCAGAGACAACGACAGCGUCAGCCAGUUCACUUGGCCGCAAGCCACAGAGAGUCAGCCGCUUGAGCUUUGGGACCGGGCGUGGGAUAUUCUGGAGGUUUGGGCCGAGGUGACGGAGCCCCUGAUGCCGGACGAAGCACCUAACGACCGCAACAACGUAUACGCCGCCUUCCACAGCCUGCCGAGCCCGCACCAAACCAUCUCAGAGUUUUGUGAUCAGCUCUCCUUUAUUUUAUCGAGCACGUCGGGGGCAAAUGCGAGAGCGCCGGUCGGUAGCACGAACACACGGGAAACUAUUGCUGAAGCAUGCGAUACCGCUGACAAGAACCUGGAUCAAUUUGAUUCCGACUGGGCAGAUCUCCUGUCUUACUUCUCGCGUGGGUGGCUUAAGCGACCAAUCCAAGAGCUCUACUCGGCGGGAUACAAUACCAGCCGCUUCCAGCACAUGAAGGAGGAAACCACCACUGAUGGAAGGGAUGAAAGCUCAGGGUAUGGUUUCUUGAAAUUGGAGGGGGCGGGUGUCACCGGUCCGGGCAAUUUCAGCCAUACCUUCAACAACCAAACAGCCCUACGACUCUUGGCGAUUGCCAACCCGUCUUUCCCCAGAUUACGACCUUCGGCUGCCAACAUGACUCGUCGCCUACGCAGCGUACAAGCACGAGCCAGGACCGCAGCCGAAUCUAUCGCGGUGGUAUCCGAGCUUCUGCCCCAGGAGCUGCGCGCGCAAGCGGGACACGACCGGGAAGCGACCCCAGACGCAUCCUUUGCAAAACAAUGGGCGGGUUUCGACCUUUACAGCUGGUGGAGCGGCGACGAGACGGCUAGCGGUUACGGCUCCGCCGCGACGGCGCGCGCGGCCAGGGAGGUGGCCCGGCUCCACGGUGUCGUGAAGGCAUUCCAUGCUGACGUGACGGAGAGCGUACGGCGUGCCAGCGCUAUCGAAUCUUCCCUGGACAUGUUGGAGCAGAAGGUCACCGCGCUGGUGCAGGCGAAGGAGCCGAAACAAGGCCGGGGCUUGGAUGGGGCAUGGACGGCCCUGGGAUGGAGGGCAGACUGCGGAUGCGAGAGCGAGACGCAGACUUCUUCUCCCAUCAGAGCGGCUGCCACCCCGGUUAUCGUGGCAUACUUCGUGCCGUCCGCCGAGACGCUCUUCCAGGGUAUGAAAAGGACGUACCGCCUGCUUAUCGACAAGCAAGCGUCGGCCAUUCGGCGGCGGGAAGGCGCAUUUGGGGAAAGGGAGAGGACGUCGCAGAAGAGGUGGCACGACUAUUCCCUCGAGCACGGAGGAGGAGGGGCUGCGGACGAGGAGGGCUGCCUCGAUAUGUCUGUAGAUGAGAAUGGGAAGAGGAAGUGCUUGAGGCUGGACGAGGUCGGAGCGAGAGUUGGUAGUAGACUCCGGGCCGAAUUUGGAGCAGAAAGGCUCGUUGGUAUGGACUUUGAUCGCGGCGGUGUGGAAGAGCCAUUGCCCGGCCACGCCGCCGAGGAAACGAGAUCAAUGGAUGUAGCCGACCACCGGAAAUACUCCCACGUUCCUUGCUGGCAGCGACACGGGUCCAUCAAAGAGCACGGCUCAUCGAAAAUGGAACCCACUGCCGAAGACGUCGCCUCUCUCCUGGGUCGUGUGGUGCGAGACGAUGACGGUAACUCCGUGGGCAUCGGGGGUGACUACGACGAUGAGGGUGACACGGAGGUCGAAGAGACGGACUGGACGAAUAGCUGGUGA